Lotus japonicus is the source of this 834-nucleotide messenger RNA. RefSeq names its product pterocarpan synthase 1-like. Lineage: Eukaryota; Viridiplantae; Streptophyta; Magnoliopsida; Fabales; Fabaceae. The coding region runs from base 35 to 661 and encodes 208 amino acids. The record is from RefSeq and is a predicted model, not a curated record. The transcript has a single exon.
AACUAUUCUGGUACUUGCUUGAUCAAACAUCACAAUGAGCAAUUCCUCCAAAUCCAUUUCUUCCACUCUCCUCGUUUCCCUAACCAUUAAUACUUUUCUCUUAUUCUCCUCCAUGGUGAAUGCUAGUUAUUAUGAAAAGAUCUCCCCAACACAGCUAGGUUUCAAAGAGGAGAAGCUCACCCACCUUCGCUUCUUCUUCCAUGACAUUGUAACAGGCCCGAAGCCCUCCAUGGUCAUAUCCGUCGAGUCACCCAUCAAGGAUAAGUCCAAGUCUCCACUGCCCUUCGGAUCUAUUGCGGUGAUGGAGGACCCAUUGACGUUGGGUCCCGAACUCGAUUCCAACCUUAUUGGAAAGGCCCAAGGGUUUUACAUGACAGUGUCUCAGGAAGCUGAGUUGUACUUGGAGUUAAUAAUGGGAAUGACAUUUACAUUUAUGGAAGGUGAAUUCAAUGGGAGCACGAUCACUAUAAUGGGGCGUAAUGCUAUAUCUUCUCCCAUAAAAGAGAUGCCAAUUAUUGGUGGGACAGGGGCUUUCAGGUUCGCACGUGGAUUUGUUCAACCAAAGACUCACCGGGUAGAUUACUACAAAGGUAAUGUUGUUGUCGAGUACAAUGUCUAUGUGUUCCAUUAUUCAUCCCCCUCUUUGUCUCAUGAAAUUUAAGCAUGUCUAUGUGGUCAUAUCAUAUCACCUUUGUUGCGAUUUAAGUUAGCUAAAUAAUGUGUCACGCUCAAUAAUCAUAUUGGGAGAUGUGUAUUUUUCAUUUUUUGAGGUGGCACACCUUUGUUGAUGUGAAUGUUUAAUGAGUGAAAAAGGAGUAGCAUUUUCUUAUUCUA